Messenger RNA from Manihot esculenta (cassava), 1147 nucleotides. RefSeq names its product vacuolar protein sorting-associated protein 2 homolog 3. Gene Ontology annotation, cellular component: multivesicular body; ESCRT III complex. NCBI's taxonomy places the organism in Eukaryota, Viridiplantae, Streptophyta, Magnoliopsida, Malpighiales, Euphorbiaceae. The transcript has 11 exons. The coding region runs from base 150 to 788 and encodes 212 amino acids. The record is from RefSeq and is a predicted model, not a curated record. Gene Ontology annotation, biological process: late endosome to vacuole transport; endosome transport via multivesicular body sorting pathway; protein transport.
AAGCCGCAAAAUCUCGGGACGCUUUAUUCCAUUUUCGAGCCAAAAACAAAAUUCUUUUAUUCUGUUCCUCCGCUAAACCUCACGUCCGUUGAGAAAACCUCCCAAGCGUAUUGCAUGUAAUCUAAAUCGAGAUCAAAAAGAAGAAGAAAAUGAACAUUUUCAACAAGAAAGCUAAUCCUAGAGAGGUUCUUCGAGAGAGCAAGAGAGAAAUGCAACAUGCUACUAGAGGCGUAGAGAAGGAAAUUGCAGCACUCCAAUCAGAGGAAAAGAAGCUUGUCACUGAGAUAAAAAGAACAGCUAAGACAGGAAAUGAGGCAGCAACUAAAAUUCUAGCCCGGCAACUAGUCAGGCUUAGGCAACAAAUAGCUAACUUACAAGGCAGUCGUGCUCAAAUGAGAGGCAUAGCUACUCAUACGCAGGCAAUGCAUGCCCAAUCUUCAGUUGCUGUUGGUUUGAAAGGUGCCACAAAGGCAAUGGCAUCUAUGAAUAAGCAAAUGACUCCUGCAAAGCAAGCUAAGGUUAUAAGGGAAUUUCAGAAGCAGUCAGCACAGAUGGAUAUGACUACAGAAAUGAUGUCAGAAGCCAUAGAUGAUGCCUUGGAUGACGAUGAGGCUGAAGAGGAGACUGAUGAGUUGACAAAUCAAGUGCUCGAUGAAAUUGGUGUUGAUGUUGCCUCACAGUUGUCAACAGCACCAAAAGGUAAAAUUGCCGGGAAGAAUAAAGAGGAUGUCAGCAGUUCGGGCAUUGAUGAGCUUGAGAAGAGGUUGGCAGCUCUGAGAAACCCUUGAAAAGCUGAUUGAAAGUCCAAGUUGUUUAUCCUACUGACCAGAGCUCCACCCUUUAACUUGAUUCUUGGAAGCCUUUUAUACUGUAGAUUAUUCUAUUCUACAUCUGUGUUUCCCUAUCUUGUAGUGAUUUUUACCCCUUCUGUAACAACCUGUUUCAUUUGAUCAGUCUGUGCCAUGUCAUUUAUGCCCUCUCUUCUAUCAAGAAUCAGAAUUAGAGCUAAUAAUGAAAAUAGUAGAUAAUUGUUAUUUGGCAUUGAGAAGACGCCAACAGAAAUGAAGAAAGAGAAGUGUACACUAUUUUCUGCACAGCUUCGUAUGUCCUUGAGAAAAAAAAAAGGUUUAUUUUAUUUUAUUGUUUA